Molecule: messenger RNA, 1572 nt
Organism: Saxophila tyrrhenica
Lineage: Eukaryota; Fungi; Ascomycota; Dothideomycetes; Mycosphaerellales; Extremaceae
Exons: 2
Coding region: 1-1572 (523 amino acids)
Source: RefSeq, a predicted model, not a curated record
AUGACAGAGAACUCCACCGUCCGCUGUGGCUACUGCCGGGCCGUCACCUCUCGUGUCAUCCAAAUCAGCACCCCGGGCGACGCACCGCACCAGCCUAAAAGAACUACCACGUUGACGGCAGAAUACCGGGCAUCCGCCACAUUCUCUUCAGAUGCCAUAGAAAACAGCAGUGAGACUUCACUCGCAUACCGUGCCUUGGACGACACAAUCACCACCAAGACGAUCGACAAGGCGAUCACACACCAACCCGAGAUCAACAACAGAGCUAGCAAGUCCGCGCUGUUGCAACUUCUUCUCGGCCAGGCUCUACCCGACCCUGGCCUUCUUCAGUCUCUCGCCAUCGGGCGGCUCAUUCAGGUCGCUCUACAGGCGCGCAAUCGUGACGCUUGGCGCUUGCUCGCGCCGUUGUUCCAGGUUGUAAACCAUCCUGCUCUGGCGCAGGCCAUUGACGUCCAGCUUGAUGUCCCCAGCGCUGUUGAAGAUUUGGGGUCGUUGGCAAUUGCCACCCCAAACAAUGCAGUGGUUCUGUUCGGCCUGGAGAAGACCAAGGUGCUCGCGUCACUGGGCAUUAUAAGCAUCGAUAAAGGUGCCGCAGGCGUCUGUGAAGCAGCAAAAUCGAGUUCCGUUGGCGAGCUGCAGCUCCUGCUAUCACUCGGUGUCGACACCACCGUCCUUGGACUAGCUCUAUACCGAGCAAAGACAGCAGAAGUGGCGGAGACGCUGUGCCAAGCUGGUGCGCCGGUGGCCGCAAGAGGAGUCGAUGGCAACACGACCAUCAUCGAAGCUUGUCUGUGCGAGCGGAAGGAAGUGCUGGAAGUGCUGUUGAGACAGCCAGGGGUGCGGGAGAUUUUAGACGUGCGGAAUGCUUUUGGCAAGGCGGCGGUGCAUUAUGCGGGUGAGAGGGAGGAUAUGCUAGAGAUGCUGCGGCAGGCGGGUGCGAAUAUGAAGUUGGCUGUUGGGCCGCGGGAGAGGGUUGCGUGGAACUAUAUGCUUGCAGGACUACUCUACGGGGCAAAGGCAUCGACAUCACUCCACCGGCCCAAACGGCCCAAGCUUGCCCCAGUCAAUUCUCACGCUCUCCAACAUAACUUCCGCAUUGCUCAGGCCAAACACAUCAGUUCCAGCCAACCUCUUCUCCCACCUCUUCGCAACAUCAUCCGCAACGUACUCUGUUAUAGCGUCCAGAUACGCCCUCGUAGUCGCCCAACCAUUGCCAGGAUUCGCCUCCAUAACUGGCGGGAUGAUCGAUCCAAAAGCCGACAACGGGCCCUACAUCUUUGCGCUGAGCUCGAUAGCGUUGACAGUGGUGUUGUACAGAUCGCGCACAUACUCCUGCGAGAUACGCACAUCGUCGCGAGUGCCGACACGGUUGAGGUGGCCUCCGACGUAAGUCGUGAAGUCGUAUGCGAGAAUUUGUUCGUGGGCAAGGACAUGGCCGGGUACAUUCUGGACUUCUCCAAGGCGGUCGAAGGGCAGCCAGCCUGGGUAAACGAUGUUGACGAGCAUGAGGAUGCGGUGGUGCGGGGAGUAGAUGUGUGGUUUCGCGGUGGUGGCUAUAAACCAUAUGCGUGA